AUGUCCACAUAUCAGCAGCUUUAUGUUCCACCCGUUAGGCUACGUAAAAGUUGUUGUGAUGAAUGCAGCCUUUGUUACUGCUGGUGUUGUUUGUCUAUAAGUAUUAUAUUGGCAAUUAUUUUUACUGUUGCUGGCGGGCUUCUCGUUUAUAACUUCAGAAAAGAGAGAUUUGAUGACUUUAAGGAAUGGAUCGGUAUUCCGGAGCCCCCGGACAAUGAAUUUCUGAGAGUACUUGGAUACAUACUUAUUAUUUUGGGCUGUAUUAUGGUCAUCUCUGUUUUCAUAAGCGCGUCGUGCGUUUGCUGUCUUAGUUCUCCACCUGUACACCAACCUGGGGUUGUCGUCGUUAAUGUAAGUGUGAACAAGUCCUCUAGCAUUCUCUCUUCACAGCAACCUGCUGAUGUAACAAGUUCAUCUCUGGCUCCAAUCUCGCCACCUACAGCCCCGAUUGAACCACCACCAUCUUAUGAAAGUAUUAGCCAGGAGAAAAUCUAA
Messenger RNA from Rodentolepis nana, 495 nucleotides. Lineage: Eukaryota; Metazoa; Platyhelminthes; Cestoda; Cyclophyllidea; Hymenolepididae. The record is from the annotation of a GenBank genome assembly.